UUUUCCUGCUUAUUAAUUUCAGGUUUAUGAUGGCUAUGCUGAAAACCUGUCUGCUUCUUUUCAUCGUCUUCUCCAUGGGGAAUAGUGCAGACGAACAUGAUCAUGGAAUCAUAAAUGGCAAAUCAUGCCUUGCUGGUUGGAGGAGUUUUGGACUCGGAUGCUACAAGUACUUUUCUGAUGCGAGUAACUGGAUCACAGCAGAGAGAAACUGUCAAAGUCAUGGUGCGAAUCUCGCAUCUGUGCGUAAUAAAGCGGAAAAUGAUUUCCUGCUGAGUCUGUUGCCUUCUCCUUCCACACGGACUUGGAUUGGUGCUCAUGAUGCUGUUCAAGAUGGACAGUGGUUGUGGAGUGAUGGAUCUGUGUUUUCGUACACCAACUGGUGCUCUGGAGAACCCAACAAUUACCAGCAGCGUCCCGAGAACUGUUUGGAUAUCAGCUUUAGCGCUGACCGUUGCUGGAACGACGAGUCCUGUUUAACCUCAUUAUCCUAUAUUUGUGUUGAAGACAUGUGUGACUGUGUGGGUCCACGGGCAGCGCGCCGUGUUUAACCACAUUUAUACCAAUGAUAUUCUUAAGCCAAAUCUGUAACCUUUAAUCUCUCUUCAAUAUCUUCUCUGAAAUGCUCCUCAAAUUAAUAAAAGCAUUGGAAACCAA
Messenger RNA from Pimephales promelas (fathead minnow), 654 nucleotides. Its product is annotated as ladderlectin. The record is from RefSeq and is a predicted model, not a curated record. NCBI's taxonomy places the organism in Eukaryota, Metazoa, Chordata, Actinopteri, Cypriniformes, Leuciscidae.